Molecule: messenger RNA, 2653 nt
Organism: Lutra lutra (Eurasian river otter)
Lineage: Eukaryota; Metazoa; Chordata; Mammalia; Carnivora; Mustelidae
Product: dynactin-associated protein-like
Exons: 3
Coding region: 299-760 (153 amino acids)
Biological process (GO): activation of protein kinase B activity
Cellular component (GO): Golgi apparatus; plasma membrane
Source: RefSeq, a predicted model, not a curated record
AGGGCAAGGUUUAUAUCUGCUCAGAAUCCUGGAGUCUUUCUUACAGCUGAGAUAACUUUCUGCCCGUUGUUUUUCUGAAGGAGCAAGUUUUUCUAUUUGUUUUUCCUCAGCAAGCAUACAUCGUGUACUUUGGGGUUGAAUUUGGAAUUCUUUUUUUUUUUUUGGAAACUAAAUGACUAUUGUCUUACAUAAUCCAGAUUGAAUAAAUACAAUUAUUAAUUUAACAUAAAUCUGGGAUUUUCCAACUUCUCACCCACAAAGCGAGUAUAGACAUCUCUGGAGUUGCAGCCCCGUCAGAAUGCAUGGCGACCGGCAUCACGCUGAGGAUAUUGAACGAAGUCCAGUAGAGCUGUUGCCCAGAAAUCCAUACUGUUCGAAUGAAGGAACCCACUGUGGUUGUAGAUUGCCCACAGGGACCCUCCAGCCGCAGUGGGUUACAGCAAAACCAUGGUCACUCUGGAAAACAUUUCUGGUGUGUCUCUUGGCCUGUCUAAUUGCCACAACACUUGUUGUUCUGGUCUUAUAUUUUGUCCACUUCAGCAAGCCCAUCAACAGUACAACCAUCAUCAUUCACGCAGAUGGAAAGUCGAAUCAUGUCACCUGCAUCCCUGGUUCUACCCCAUCUCCUGCCUUAUCAACCCUGCCUGGAUCUCCUACCCCUUUACCCAACCAAAGCUCCCCCACCAAGGUAUCUCCAUCCCCCAUAGAGACCACUAAAACAACACUGGAGCAUGAAAUUAUCAUUGAAGAACAAAAAUGACAUUUUUGAGCCCUUAGCAUUCCUCCAGCGAGAUCAACACCCUCCCCCUGGAGGAGGCAUGUCCAGGGGUCCUCUCUUUCCUGCCAAGAGGUGACAAAGCAUUUGGUUUCAUGAGAGCUUGCCCUUUUUGCUCCAAUCAUUGGCUGAAUUCCCAUAUCGUGAUGACUCAGUCUUGGACCCUCCAAGGUUCAAAUGAUUGCAAAAAGAUUUUUUUCAACUGAGCCCGAUUCAUUCAGGCUGGGGCCCAGAACUUCCUUUUUAAUCCCUCCUAUACAACCAACUUUAUUCUUCACAAAUGGUUUCCACUGAGGAAGAGGAUCCCACUUUACUUUGCUCCCUGCCUGUUGGCUCUUAAGCCAGUGUUUACCUUCUAGCUAUUGCUUCUUUUACAAUCUCAUAUACUUCACUAUUUUCAGCAUUUGUAUUCCAGCGGGAAGAAGGAAAUGUUCAAUUAAAGUACUUAACGAGCAAGAGUUUUUUAAAUACCUGUCAGGUAUUAGAGACUCAUUUUUCUUGUUGGGAAAUUCAGAAAAGAGAUUAGUGAAGUUAGGAAUAAUCAAGGAAGAUUUUGGAGAGAAACUAAGUUGAAAAAGGGUGAAGAAUUGGACUUAGGUAGAGGUAAUUAAAAUAGAAAAUGAGAGGGUUAAAAGGGUUUAAUAGAUUUAAAAUCAAAAGCACGCUUAGAAUCACUUCAAAUGUAAUGUAUUUUAUAUAUCUACAUUUUUUUCAGUGAUAUUGUCAACAUCAUUUUCCACAUUUGAUAUUUUCCUUAAUAUCUAAAAUACCAGAAACUACUACUUAGAAAAUUUGAAGUCUAAAAUUGUUUUGUAUUUUGUACUAUAAUUUUGAGGACACAUUGCUUGCGAUUUGCUACACACAAGAUGUGUUCAAUAUUUAUAUUGACAGUUUAGUAUUCACUAAAAGCAUAUACAUUUCAUUCUGGGAGAGACUUUAGAGUUAAAUAAACCUUCCCAUUCUACCCCCAACCUCUAAACUCUAUAAAAAUGGGAGACUGUAUUAGACAAGGAGCCUUCCUACCCAGACUUGGCCCCAUGAGAGGAUAUUAAAGCCUUGGUAUCCAGGUUCCAACUUCUGAUUGUCUUUUGCUUACCAUUAGAGGUUCUUUGUUUUCCUAAAGCAAAAGGCUUUGUAUUCUAUAUAAUUCUAGGUUGAUUUGCUGCAGUCAAUAAUAGGCUAUGUGAAUUGGAAUAUACUUUGAGACCUUAUUGAACACUUAAGACUCCACAAAAGAAGGAUCGGAAAUAUAGACAUUCCUUACAAAAUUGUUCUAUAUGGGCAGCUCGUAUUAUUUGUCAGACACCAAGAGAUGUACAAAUUUGAGUCCUUGGAGAAUAAUUUUUAUACCACAAAUAUCAUUAAACUUAAGAACUUAUCAUUAAACUUAAGAAUGAUGAUAUUUUAGAAAAGAAAGAUCAGAAAGUUCUAGAUAGGGUUAAUAAACACAAGGGAGUAAAUGUGUAUGCAUGUUCCCCUAGUAUGAUCCUAAACUGAUUCAUUUCUAUUAUAGUUUUUAUUUAAAUGCCUGUGAAGAAGAAAGACUAAAUUUAUUAGGUUCAAAUGUACUUCCUAAGAUAAUUUAAAUUUCACUUUGCGGUAUAAAAGUAAAAAAAGCUUUUUUAAAAAAGAUAUACUACAGAUGUGGUAUGGUAACAUGGGGAUGUGGUAUGGUAACAUGGUAACAUACCCCUUUAUGUUUAAGGAGAAUCUUAGCAAUGAAUUUCCUACAUUAAAUAUUGGGUUGGGAGAUAUUGUAAUUAAGUCAUCUGACAUCAUUGGGUUUCUGUGCUUUGUAAAAUAGAGAUGUAAAUGAGUUCUUGGAUUCUCUGUUCUGCUUUAGAAUUUUAUGGUUUAAUAAAAUUUUAAAAUAGUAAA